AGCGCCAGCAGCGAAAUGAAGGAAGAAGGGGCUGGUGAGAUGGGGGGGUCAGGAAACAAGGGGACAUUUAUGCCACUGUCUCAGACGCACCAAACGUGCGCGCUGGUGUUUUGUUUGGGAUUAAAAAGGUAUUCAGGGUCGGAGCGCCAGCACAUGAUGUCACUCCACAGUAGGGUCCAUCUGGCGAUUAAAAACGCCGGGAGCUCAGGAACAGUAAACAUUAGCUGCAAGGGUUGAGAGUGAGAGAAGAGCGGUGGUGAUACACAGGGAAGGUGACUGCCUGCCUGCGAUCCUGGUUUACCCACACACAGCCUGGGAUUUAUUCCAACAACCCUCAAAGGCAAAAUGAUUCUCAGCAGCGUCUUGCUCAUCUUUAGUUUGCACCUCAGUUACCGGACCAGCUCCUGCCAACGGACCGGUGGAGAUUUCAACCACCAAAUGCUUUCUCAGAUGAAGCUAACAAACCAGGAACUGACAGAAAUUAAAGAGCUCCUCAAACAACAGGUAAAGGAGACCAUCUUUCUGAAGAACACCUUGGCAGAAUGUGACUUCUGUGGCAUCCAACGGGAGGGGAAGCAGCCGCCGAUCACCGUCUACCCGCUGGUGAAAUGCGACCCUAAUCCCUGCUACCCCGGUGUGCUGUGCUCGGAGACUGGCAGCGGCUUCCUGUGCGGCCAGUGCCCUACCGGACUCAUCGGCAACGGGAGCUAUUGUAGUGACAUGGACGAGUGCCAGACACAGCCUUGCUUCCCUGGAGUCCGUUGCAUCAAUAGAUCCCCUGGUUUUCAAUGCGACCCUUGUCCGAGCGGCUUCAGAGGCCCCAGAAUCCAGGGGACAGGGGAGACGUUUGCUCGGACACACAAGCAGGUGUGCAUGGAUAUCAACGAGUGUGACAAUGGGCGUAAUGGUGGCUGUGAUCCAAACUCCAUCUGCACCAACAACCCGGGAUCUUUCCGCUGUGGGUCUUGUAAGGCCGGGUAUGUCAGAGACCGGUUCAGAGGAUGCCAACCGGAGAGGAACUGUUCAAACGGAGCCCCAAACCCCUGCCAUCAGUUCGCACAAUGCAUCGUGGCACAGAACGGCCACAUCAGCUGUGCGUGUGGAAUCGGCUGGGCUGGAAAUGGCUACGUCUGUGGACCUGACACGGACAUCGACGGCUUUCCUGACACCGCGCUGGACUGCCGCGGCAGAGACUGCAACAAGGAUAACUGUGUGACUGUACCAAACUCUGGGCAGGAAGAUGCAGACGGUGAUGGGAUUGGAGAUGCCUGUGACAAUGAUGCUGAUGGAGACGGCAUUCUUAACAAAGAGGACAAUUGCAUUCUGAUACCUAAUGUUAACCAGAGGAACACCGACCAGGACAACUUUGGGGAUAUGUGUGACAACUGCAGACUGAUCUUUAAUAACAACCAGAAGGACAUCGAUGGCGAUGGAAAGGGAGAUGUCUGUGAUCAGGACAUGGAUGGAGAUGGAAUCCGGAACAGUUUGGAUAACUGCGAGCGUGUUCCAAACCGGGAUCAGAGGGACCGGGACAGGGAUAGGGUGGGAGAUGCCUGUGACAGCUGCCCAGACAUCGCUAACCCAGACCAGUUGGAUGCUGACCAUGACCUGGUGGGUGAUUCAUGUGACACCAACACAGACAGUGAUGGGGAUGGGCACCAGGACACCAGAGACAACUGCCCGUUGGUGAUCAACAGUGCCCAGCUGGACACAGACGGGGACGGGCUGGGUGACGAGUGCGAUGAUGACGAUGACAAUGACGGAAUUCCCGACAAACUGCCCCCGGGACCAGACAACUGCCGGCUUGUCGCCAAUCCGACCCAGCUGGACCAGGAUGGUAAUGGGAUCGGAGACAUCUGUGAAGGAGAUUUUGACGAUGACAAAGUGAUUGACGUCAUUGACGUGUGCCCGGAGAACGCCCAGAUUACACUCACCGAUUUCCGAGCCUUCCAGACAAUAGUGUUGGACCCUGAGGGAGAUGCACAAAUCGACCCAAACUGGAUUGUCUUAAACCAGGGGAUGGAGAUAGUGCAGACGAUGAACAGUGACCCAGGCCUCGCCGUUGGGUACACGGCUUUCAAUGGUGUGGACUUUGAGGGAACGUUUCAUGUGAACACUGUGACAGAUGAUGACUACGCUGGAUUCAUCUUCGGCUAUCAGGACAGCUCCAGCUUCUAUGUGGUGAUGUGGAAACAGACGGAGCAAACCUACUGGCAGGCCAAUCCCUUCCGCGCUGUGGCUGAGCCUGGCAUCCAGCUCAAGGCAGUGAAGUCGCAGACGGGCCCGGGGCAACACCUGCGGAAUGCUCUCUGGCACACGGGAGACACGAAUGACCAGGUCCGGCUCCUGUGGAAGGAUCCCAGGAACAUCGGCUGGAAAGACAAUACGUCGUAUCGCUGGUUCCUGCAGCACCGGCCACAGGUCGGGUACAUCAGGGUGCGGCUGUACGAGGGGCCGGAGAUUGUGGCUGAUUCCAGGGUGAUCAUCGACACCACGAUGCGUGGAGGGAGACUCGGAGUCUUCUGCUUCUCCCAGGAGAAUAUCAUUUGGGCAAAUCUACGCUACCGUUGCAACGACACAGUUCCAGAAGAUUUCCGCCCAGCCCAACUACAGUCGCAGUUUUGAAGGUGACCUCUGAACUCCUGAUCCUCAAGAACCAUUGACCCUUGAACCCUGACAAGUGGCAAUCUCUCAUCACAGCCUUGAAUCAAUGUUUUUUUUCUGCUCCUUCCCCACGGUUUAGUCGGCAUCAGUUGGACCUGGGAGUGUCGCAAACACCAGGCCCGGGAUGAAGACUGAUCUGACUCGUGACUUCUCUCUUCAGUUGAUUCCUCAGUGUUGAGGUGAUCACAUUCACAACACCGUCUCAAGAGAUGUUUUGGCAGCAGUGGGGUGAAGCAGGAGCAGGGCAGAGCAAAGAGAAACAGAUUUUAGCCGGAGUUUCAGAACUCUGCUCAAUUAUACCAAAGUGGAUUUGUAGAAACUAACAGUGCAGGUGGAGGCCAUUGUGCCCGACUUACCUGUGCUGGCUCUUCAAGGCAGCAAUGAUGCCUAAUCCACACCACUGCUUUUGGUCAGUAACCUACUCGUUCCCACAUAUUUCCAACAAUAGACAAUAGGUGCAGGAGUAGGCCAUUCGGCCCUUCGAGCCAGCACCGCCACUCAAUGUAAUCAUGGCUGAUCAUCCCCAAUCAGUACCCCGUUCCUGCCUUCUCCCCAUAUCCCCUGACUCCGCUAUUUUUAAGAGCCCUAUCUAGCUCUCUCUUGAAAGCAUCCAGAGAACCUGCCUCCACCACCCUCUGAGGCAGAGAAUUCCACAGACUCACCACCCUCUGUGAGAAAAAGUGCUUCCUCGUCUCCAUUCUAAAUGGCUUACUCCUUAUUCUUAAACUGUGGCCCCUGGUUCUGGACUCCCCCCAACAUCGGGAACAUGUUUCCUGCCUCUAGCGUGUCCAAACCCUUAACAAUAUUAUAUGUUACAAACGAGAUACCCUCUCAUCCUUCUAAACUCCAGAGUGUAAACUCCCUUUUACAAUUAUUUCUGUAUUCAGCUUCCACAUUUUCAGGGAGAUUUCAGUUUCUGACACCAAAUGAGAAACAUCUCCAGCCUGAUACUUUUUGGUAAUGACUUUAGAUCUUGGGCUUUCAAUCUACUGUCCAGAGUCAAUGGGAUUCUCAAAACCUAUUUUUUAAACAGUUCCUAUAUGAGGUACGUGGAGUAUGGUUCCAAUUCUUGCUCAUAGUUGAAGCUCAUCAUUGCCUGGCAACAUUGCUCUGUUGAAGACACAAGGGACUGUGUAUACUAGUUAACCUAAUUUUUCAGUGGGUCAGGCAGUAUCUCUGGUGAUGAUGAAUGGGUGACAUAUUGGGUGGGGACCCUUCUUCAGUCUGACUGAAGUAGGGGGGGCAGUGGCAAAGCUGGAAAAGAGAGGUGUGAGUGGGACAAAGCCUGGGAAGUGAUAGGGGAUGCGGGUGAGGAGGUUAGCAGCAGGUCAGAGAUGAAAAGUCAAAAUGGGAGCUAAGGGAUAGAGGAAGUGUGAAAUGUGAGGUCAGAUGAAGGAUGAUAGGUGGGGAGGGCGAAGAGGAGAAAUGGGUGCACUAUCAGGUGGUCCCAAUGAAGGGGGGGGGGGGGGGGGAAGGGAUCGUUUAUCUAAAACGGGAGAAUUUAAUUUUCAUUCCGUGGAGUUGCAAGCCACCCAAGUGGAAUACGAGGUGCUGUUCCUCCAAUUUGCUUGUGGCCUCACUCUGGCAAUGGAGGGGGCCUCGGACAGCAAUAUCAGUGUGGGAAUGGGAGCUAAAAUGGUUAGCAACCAUAAGACCUCCAGUUUCAGGCCUCACUGGCAUUGAAGGAGGCCCAGGACAGAAAUGGUUGCGAUACUGACCUGUUUUUCAUUGCCUGAGUGACGUCGGUAUAGCACGCAAACUGGGCGAACGGCACCUCGUAUUCCACUUGGGUUACUUACAAACUAACGAUAUGAACAUUAAAUUCUCCAAAUGGAAGUAAACAACCCCCACUCACUUUUUCCCCCCUCUCUCCUGCGUACACAUUUCUCCUCUCCCCAAUGCCUUCCACCUAUAUUCCUUCAUCUUUCACUUUUUACACGGCUUCAAUUCUUUUCUCACACUUUUUAUCUUUUCCUCUCUGGCCUUUGUCCAACCAUUCACCAGUCAUCCCCCCCCCCCCCCCCCCCCCCACCCCCCACCUGUAUCCACCAAACAUUUGCCAGGCUUUGUCCCACCCCCACCUCCCUACCAGCUUUCUCCCCCCUACAAUAAUCAGUCUCAAGAAGUGUCUCAACCCAAAACAUCACCCAUCCAUGUUCUCCAGAGAUUCUGCCCGACCCACUGAGUUAAACCCCUGCCCCACGGUACGAGUUCAUUCCAAGAGUUCUCCCGAGUUUGCCCUGAUUCGAACUCGGAGAUUUACGGUAAUGGCCGCUCGUCGGUACUCGGGGCUCUCGUGGACAUUUUUCAUCAUGUUGAAAAAUCUUCACAAAUCCUCCCGAGCUUACCUGCCGUUAGCGGGUCUUCCCGAGUACCUGCCGUUGGCGUAACGAGCCGCCAAGAGACGUCCCCGAGCUUCGACGUACCCGCUACGUUCAUUCUCCGUGCUUAUGAAUUUGAUUUUUUUUUUAACUCGGGAGAGCUCUUGGAAUGAACUCGCACCAUGGGACAGGGCUGUAACUCCAGCACUUUAUGCCAAUGUUGCUCUCUUCCUUUCCAGUGCCCUUCGAUUCCUCCCAUUUUAAAGGGCUAGACAAAAUUGGCCGAAAAUGGAGUAUUUAACAGGUACUACUAGCCCUUCAGCCCAAACCCUCUUUACAGUUGUUGGGCUUAGUGAGGAACUCGAUGAAGACUGCACAUUUGGAAAGCAGUGGCUGUACUCCUAAGAGCAAAAUCCAUGGAGCGUUGGGAAGGCAGGCAGUAGAUCUUAUCCCAGACUACAGGUAAUAAACCUGCUCACUGCACCCUGAAAGAUGGAAAGAAAAAGGGCAUGGGCUCAAGAGGUCUAGAGGCAGAGUCUAAAGGUCUGGAUUUGAUGGUCAGGGUCCUAGGUUCAGAUGUUAAGAGUCAGGGGUCAUAGUCACCGGUUAUAUGUGGUGGAGGGUCUUUUGGUCAUCAUUACGAUUUGCUAUUUUACUCUUUAUCAUGCCCAAUUGAUAUGCCAUUACUCAGAUGAACCCCAGCAAACAGAGGCUACCACACUGGGUCUGACUUUCUAAUCUCCCGUAAGCAGCCUGAUCACCUGGAUUCUCAAUGCCAACAUCACAAGUAAAUAGAAAUUUGUCUUGCAGAGAAAUGUAGAGAUUGUUACCAUGCGCCACACCAAACAUAAUAGGGCUUGAAAGGAGCAGCUUUUAACACAUCCAUCUUUUCGAAAUGAUGUUGCAUAUUUUCGUCAGCUUUAUAUGGAAUUUAUUGACAUGAAAUUUACUCAUUCAAAGAUGGCCCAAAUGUAAUUCACAAUGUACACCUUUUACAUUUAGCUGCAGAUGUUUUCUGAAUAUAACUAAAUAAAUACUACUCCCACUUUUUUGCUCACUCACAAGAUUGUUUCUUUCAAAGCUGGUUGGGAAAGUGAGGAUGUGAAGAGGAUACUUCAUAAGUGAUGGGAGCGGAAUUAGGUCAUUCGUCCCAUCGAGACUACUCCGCCAUUCAAUCAUAGGUAAUCUAUCUUUCCCUCUCAACCCCAUUCUCCUGCCUUCUCCCCAUUACCCCCGUACUAAUCAAGAAUCUAUCAAUCUCUGCCUUAGAAAUAUCCAUUGGCUUGGCCUCUGAAGCUUUCCGCGGCAAUGAAUUCCACAGAUUCACCGCCCUCUGACUAAAGAAUACCGAGCAUCACAAGUUGAAUGAUGUGGUUGAUAAGGUGGUG
This is a messenger RNA of Leucoraja erinaceus (little skate), 6373 nucleotides long. RefSeq names its product cartilage oligomeric matrix protein (gene comp). Gene Ontology annotation, cellular component: extracellular region. Gene Ontology annotation, molecular function: calcium ion binding. Lineage: Eukaryota; Metazoa; Chordata; Chondrichthyes; Rajiformes; Rajidae. The transcript has 19 exons. Gene Ontology annotation, biological process: cell adhesion. Bases 346 to 2625 code for a protein of 759 amino acids. The record is from RefSeq and is a predicted model, not a curated record.